Aureobasidium melanogenum CBS 110374 is the source of this 540-nucleotide messenger RNA. Its product is annotated as putative GINS complex subunit Psf3. The coding region runs from base 1 to 540 and encodes 179 amino acids. Gene Ontology annotation, cellular component: GINS complex. The record is from RefSeq and is a predicted model, not a curated record. The transcript is spliced from 5 exons. Lineage: Eukaryota; Fungi; Ascomycota; Dothideomycetes; Dothideales; Saccotheciaceae. Gene Ontology annotation, biological process: mitotic DNA replication initiation.
AUGGGCUCAUAUUACAACAUUGAUGCCAUCCUGACAGAUGCUCAGAAAGUCCCUUGCACAUUCGAACUCACAGUUCCCAACAUGGGAUAUCUGCAGGGCAACCCAGGCGAAGACAUAAAACAAGGAUCUAAAGUAGAAUUACCACUCUGGUUAGCCGAAAUGCUGGCAGUAAGCAACCCUUCUGGCAAUUCAUCGCUGGCGACAUUGGAUCUACCUCAAGCACUCUCCCAACGCGUCAUGAAUGCACUCAAAGCAGACCCAAAAACAGUAGAUAUACGAGCUCAGGCACAACAUUUCUACAAUAUCGGUGCACGCAUGCUCGAGCUGUUUGAAGAGGAAGAAAUGGUUGAUAUCUUGACAAAUACAUUCAAGCAACGUGCAGCUGAGAUCUCAGACCAAGCGCUAAACUCACGAAGUGCAUUGGGCGAAGGUGCUGACUUUGCGAGGGGCUUGGAUGAAACCGAGCGACAAUUAUUCCGCGCCGCCCAUGAUAGCACCCAUGCAGUGAAGAAGUGGUUAGAGACGGCUCAGAAUUCUUGA